Molecule: messenger RNA, 1342 nt
Organism: Eriocheir sinensis (Chinese mitten crab)
Lineage: Eukaryota; Metazoa; Arthropoda; Malacostraca; Decapoda; Varunidae
Product: ionotropic receptor 93a-like
Exons: 6
Coding region: 292-1083 (263 amino acids)
Cellular component (GO): membrane
Molecular function (GO): ligand-gated monoatomic ion channel activity
Source: RefSeq, a predicted model, not a curated record
GUUUCCUCCAGACCAGCGCGAGACGGUGGUGGACUUCACCGCGCCGUACUGGCUGGAGUCCCUGACGCUGGUGAGCCGCGCCCCCAAGGAGAAGGACCGAUCGCUGGCGGUGUUCUGGCCCUUCACGACGGUGGUGAGUGGGGGAGAAGCGGUCACGGAGGAGGGAAAGGGGGAGAGAGGCAGGCAGAAAAGUAAAAAGGACUCGGAAAAGGAAAACCCUCAUCACUUUCCUUACAGGUGUGGGCGUCCAUCGUGGGGGCCACACUAGCCAUAGGCCCCGUGACGUGGGUGAUGGCGUGUGCCUCGGUGGGCUCCCGCGGCAUUCCUCCCCUGCAUGUGUUCUCCUUCAACGUGUUUCGUAGCCUCGUGGUACAGACGAACCGACUGAACCCUCGCGCCUCCUCCCUCCGCUUCGUGCUCCUCUUCUGGUACUUCUUCUGCUUUAAUAUCUACGCGAUGUACUCGGGGACCCUGACGGCGGUGCUGGUCAUCCCCUCCUUCAACCCACCUGUGGACGCCCUCACUGACCUCCCCGCCGCCGCCGCCCGAGGGUUCGCAGUGGGCACCCUCAAGGCAUCCAGCACCGAGUUCCUCUUCAGGCACGCGGAGGGCGGCAUCUACCAACAGGUGUGGCAACUCUUCCACCCCGUGCACAGCCUCUUGCCAGACCCAGAACUCGGCUUUGAUAAGGUGUUACAGGAAAAGUUCGUCCUGAUCAACUCGGAACUCAACGCCAAGAUUCGAGCCACGGUGCGGGGCCGCGACAAGUACCACUUCGGGCGGGACACAUUCUACCCGCACGGCUACGGCAUCGUCUGCACCAGCGGCGCUCCCUUCAGGCCAAAGUUUGAACAGAUGCUGGCGUGGAUAUCGGAGGCUGGACUCAUCACACAGUGGGCCGAGCAGGAGAUUCAGACACUAGCUCACCACGAGGCCCAGGGCGAGGCGUCGAGGGAGGGGGCCAUGGUCUCCCUCACGCUGGAACACCUGCAGGCGGCGUUCUUCCUCCUCCUGACCGGCCUGACGGUGGCGGCGGCGACUUUCCUGCUGGAGCUGACCGCGUGCCUCCUGCUCACCUCCUGACUCCGCACGGCCGUCACCAACGUUGCCAAAUUGUCGUACUCAAGUCAGCCUCUAAUAUUUACCGAUUUCCCACCCAAAAACUGUUUCCUGAUGCCCAAUAGCAAGAUUAAUUUGUAGUUAUAGUUAAAAUAGUUAGCUUAUGAUGUUUUUUGGUAAUAGUUAUGCGUUAGAAGCCGGUAAACACUAUGCUGAGUACGAUAAUCUGGCUACGGUGGCCGUCACUGACACUACAAGGGAUGCCACAGGUCGCGUCUUGGAA